AUGGCGGCCAUCGUCACCCAGAAGCAGGUCUUGGAGACAAUACUGACUGACUGCGCCAACCACUACGGCGGAGACCCAAUGGCGAAGCUCAAGUCUCUUCCAGAGAACUACUAUACGAAGACGAAGACAUUGGCGGCGGAUAAAGAAUGGCCCACCGCUCUUGCAGCCAUCGAGGAGGCAUGUCGGAUCAAGCCAAAGGGCCAGCAUCCACUCUGUCGCGUUCGCAUCAGAGCAUCUCCCCACACUAAGAAGGGCAGCGGAACCCAUGUCUCGAGCGUGGCCGCCUGCAUGCACGACUAUCCCUUCAACGAAGCCAACAAGGCUGACGCGAGCGCCGACGCGGACAUGCUCCUGACUGGGCCCGCCACGGAGAUCUCGUUCAGGUACUUCUACUUGCACCGCUGGAUGCUCAUCAACGCGCCACAUCUGUUCGAAGACGACAGCCCCCUUCUCCUCCUUGCCCUGGUCUUCCAGAAGGCAGGCACUGUGGAGACGCUCCUGGCCGUUGCUGGCGCCAAGGUCACCGAGAAGGAAAUGGACGAUACGAUAGCGCGCAGCAUGGGACUGUACCAGCAGAGGUCUGGAAUACUUGGAUGGGCUCAGGCGUUCGAAGAUCUUCGUGAGGCCAUGAGGGGCAGGUGGCACUCCAACAGCGUGGUAGAUUACAAGGGCUAUGGCAAGCCUGGCUCAUACAUGCAUGCCUCCCGCCAGAAGAAGACCCCGGUAUGA
This is a messenger RNA of Alternaria ethzedia, 729 nucleotides long. RefSeq lists its product as uncharacterized. The record is from RefSeq and is a predicted model, not a curated record. NCBI's taxonomy places the organism in Eukaryota, Fungi, Ascomycota, Dothideomycetes, Pleosporales, Pleosporaceae. The transcript is spliced from 2 exons. The coding region runs from base 1 to 729 and encodes 242 amino acids.